AUCUAACUAGUCGUAGGAAUUAUAUAACAUUCCGAUGCAAAACAUUUUAUCUUGAAAGUAUUAGAACUGCAUUUGGCACUGAAAUAAAUAAAUAGAAAAUAUAAUUAGAUUUGUGGAUAUUCCAAUGUACAGUAUCGCAACUUCAAAAUUCUGUUUCGUUACCACGGUGCUAAAACAACAAUUUUUAACAAAAUACCGUGGAGUUUUUUAUCCUAUAUUGCGCUGUAAAAUAAAUUGUAUUAAUCCCUCUAUAAUCAUGGCUUCAAAAUGCUUUAAUGGACAUCAUGAUCACUACAAUGGCUUAACCAUUGAUUCAAACGAAGAAUCUUGUACACCUGAAGUGUUCGCUAGUCGUCUUACAGCAUCUUUACAACAAUGGAUAGAAAAUAAAAAACGCACAAUAUGGUUCCGUGUACAUUUACCGCAAUCAGAAUGGAUACCAUUACUUGUAAAGGAAGGAUUUAAAUUUCAUCAUGCAAAACAAGAAUAUGUUAUGCUUUAUCGAUGGUUAGUUACAGAUGAAGAAUCUAAUAUACCACAUUAUGCACACACAAAUUUAGGAAUUGGAGGAUUUGUUUAUAAUGAGGAGACUGAAGAGAUUUUAGUUAUUAAAGAAAAAUAUACAAAUCAUGCACGCAUAUGGAAAUUGCCAGGUGGUUAUGUAGAACCAGGUGAAAAUUUAGCAGAUGCUGUAAAAAGGGAAGUUCUAGAAGAAACUGGUGUCCAAACUACUUUCAAAUGUAUAUUAGGUUUUAGGCAUGUUCAUGGUUAUUCGUUUGGCUGUUCUGAUAUAUAUAUGGUAGCUUAUUUAUCUCCUGUUAAUUGUAAUAUCAAAAAGUGUGAAAGAGAAAUUUCUGAAUGCAGAUGGAUGAAGAUAAAUGAUUAUUUAGAGCAUUCAGAGGUAUCUGAAAAUAAUAAACAAAUAGCAAAGAAAAUACUAGAAUUUUUCAAACAUAGAAUGGGAAUUGUUGUGAACCAAGAAAUACAUUUUGCAACAAACAAACCUAUUUUUGUAUAUAGCAUAUCUAAAAUCAAUGAUGCAUAGCAGCACACAAAUUAGUUAAAAUACGACCAAUUCAUUUUAUAAUUUAAAGUAUAAAGU
Molecule: messenger RNA, 1102 nt
Organism: Frieseomelitta varia
Lineage: Eukaryota; Metazoa; Arthropoda; Insecta; Hymenoptera; Apidae
Product: nudix hydrolase 8
Exons: 5
Coding region: 125-1045 (306 amino acids)
Molecular function (GO): NADH pyrophosphatase activity; ADP-ribose diphosphatase activity; NAD binding
Source: RefSeq, a predicted model, not a curated record